Molecule: messenger RNA, 2348 nt
Organism: Sarcophilus harrisii (Tasmanian devil)
Lineage: Eukaryota; Metazoa; Chordata; Mammalia; Dasyuromorphia; Dasyuridae
Gene: PHF1
Product: PHD finger protein 1
Exons: 15
Coding region: 296-1999 (567 amino acids)
Biological process (GO): chromatin organization; regulation of DNA-templated transcription
Cellular component (GO): nucleus
Molecular function (GO): chromatin binding; DNA binding
Source: RefSeq, a predicted model, not a curated record
AGGAGGGUGGGGCGCGGGCAGUAGUGAGGCGGCCCUAAGGUGCGGGAAUGGCCUGGUGGGGACGGUGCCAGGACUGUUUCGGGUCGUGGCGCGAGGCCCCGAGGCCUCGGCGGGGGCGGUGCCGGGGCGGGAGCCGAGCAGGGAUUCCCUGCUGCCGGGGGCGGGCCGGGGCCACUCGGAGGGAUUCCCCGUCGGCCUCGGCUGUCAGGUCCUGAGAGAUGGGCGGGCACCCAGCUCCACCCCACCCCGCUUGGCCUUCCCGAGCAGCGUAGAGGGUCGGGCUCCCCAGGAUGCAAUGGCGCAGCCCUCCCGGCUGAGCCGAUCUGCUGCCCCACAACCCUGGGAAACCACUCCCCCAGCCCCUUCCCCAGGUACCAGACCACGGCUUUGGGAGGGGCAAGAUGUUCUGGCCAGAUGGACUGAUGGACUGCUAUACCUGGGAACUAUCAAGAAGGUGGAUAGUGCUCGAGAGGUGUGUCUAGUCCAAUUUGAAGAUGAUUCCCAAUUUUUGGUUCUAUGGAAAGACAUUAGUCCUGCUGCCCUCCCUGGAGAAGAACUCUUGUGCUGUGUCUGUCGAUCUGAAUCCGUUGUCCCUGGGAACCGGUUGGUCAGCUGUGAGAAAUGUAGACAUGCAUAUCACCAGGAUUGCCACAUUCCAAGAGCCCCAGCCCCAGGAGAAGGCGACGGCCCAUCUCCUUGGGUCUGCAGACAGUGUGUCUUUGCAAUUGCCACCAAGAGGGGAGGUGCCCUGAAGAAGGGUCCUUAUGCACGGGCAAUGCUGGGCAUGAAGUUGUCUCUACCGUAUGGGCUGAAAGGGCUGGACUGGGAUGCAGGACAUCUGAGCAACCGGCAACAGAGCUACUGUUACUGCGGGGGUCCUGGGGAGUGGAAUCUAAAGAUGCUACAAUGUCGGAGUUGCCUCCAGUGGUUUCAUGAGGCUUGCACUCAAUGUCUAAGCAAACCUCUCUUAUAUGGGGACAGGUUUUAUGAGUUUGAGUGUUGUGUCUGCAGAGGGGGACCUGAAAGUGUCAAGAGACUUCAGCUUCGAUGGGUGGAUGUUGCACAUCUUGUCCUCUAUCACCUUAGUGUUUGCUGUAAAAAGAAAUAUUUUGACUUUGACCGUGAGAUCCUGCCAUUCACUUCAGAGAACUGGGACAGCUUACUCCUGGGGGAGCUCUCAGAUACCCCUAAGGGAGAGCGUUCCUCCCAACUUCUCUCUGCUCUAAACAGCCACAAAGACCGGUUUAUCUCUGGGAAAGAGAUAAAAAAACGAAAAUGUCUAUUUGGGCUUCAUGCUCGGGCUCCUCCCCCUGUGGAAUCCCCUACUGGAGAUGGAGCACAUACCAGCUUCCCUUCAGGGCAGGGCCCGGGGGUGGGUGUCUCAUGCCCCCUGGGGAAGCGUCAGCGACUGGAGCCUCGGAAGAAGAAAUCACCAAAGGGGAAGGAAGAAGAAUUGGGGGAACCCCAGGAGAGCCGGCAUCGACCAGAGCCCAGGGAGCAGAGGGAGCGGGCUCGUCUUCGGAGGGCGCUGCAGGCUUCAGUGUCUCCACCUCCUCCCAGCCCUAACCAGAGCUACCAGGGCAGCAGUGGCUACAAUUUCCGGCCCACAGAUGCCCGCUGCCUGCCCAGCAGCCCCAUCCGGAUGUUCGCCUCCUUCCAUCCCUCGGCCAGCACUGCAGGAACCCCUGGGGAUGGAGAGCCCCCAGACAGGUCACCCUUGGACCUUCAAGUUGCUGGUUUUCCUUCAGAUUCCCCAAGGAGUGUUCCCCACUCAACAUCAUCUUCGUCCCCAGACCCCUCCCCUGUUCCCUCCCGAAGAUCAGUUCCCCAGAGUCCUUCCCCUCUAUGUCGUGGCUUAUCUCCUGGAGCUAGUGUGGGUACUCGGGUAGGGGCUGGGUACCUGUCUCGGGGAGACCCUGUCCGUGUGCUUGCCCGGAGGGUUCGACCAGAUGGCUCAGUGCAGUACCUUGUAGAGUGGGGUGGGGGAGGUAUCUUCUGAAAGGAGGAGCUGUUUGUUCCUCCUCUCCCUGACCCUUAAUUCACAUACAUACAACAGGCACUUUCACAUCCUGACUUCUGACCUCACCUGCAGCUGGGAUGUACCUGGGGGGUGGUCUGGAGUAGGAAUCCUUCCCUACUAGUCAGACUGGAGUCAGGUGGGGAGGGGCCCCUUUCUUCCUCAACCACCCUUCCAUAUUCCUGACCUUACAGCCUUUUUCCCAUUUCUCAUAUUUUGUUACAGCUUUUUUUAUAUUUUUAAAAGUUAUUUAACCCCGAAGGGGAGGGGGAACAGAAUAGGGAAUCCUAGGCUCUGUAUGGUUGGAAAUAAAGAUAAAUAUACCCCUUCA